AUGUUCCUCAGUGGGCUAUUCAUUCUGGCAGCAUGCGCGCCCUGCGUCGCAGCUGAUGCCGGUGAUGAUUUCUCCAACAACCUCUUUUCAGACCUAGCGCCGCUGCUGGCGCUCUUCGGUGAACGAGUCACCAUGCAAUUCAUGAGCCAGUCCAUGGGCUGGGCUGAUAACAUCAUCCUCGCUAUGGCUCCGUUGGGCAUCAUCACCAUCAUUGUUAGCGCCAUCCGUGUGGGUGGUCCUUCGUGGUUGAAGGCGCUCGUCGGGCGGGCCAGGGAGAACGUUGCUGUUGCUGAAGCAGAACUAAUGUCUUCUACUUCGAACGAAGUGUGCGAGUUAUGGAAUGGCCAUGAUGUGGUGAGGUGCAUGGGAUCGGCUCCUAUCUCAGAGUUCAUCUGCCUAGCACCUCGAGGCGAAGGAGGCAGUAAUGCAAGCGAAGUCAAGGUGCUCAGCUUGGAUGACGCCCUUGACAAAGGAUAUCUCAAAAAGAGUGGGGACGGGGUCUUUGAAGCCUUGCGUCAGACGCAUCGUCCAGCAAUCAACCAUGAAGACUCAAAUCUCGAGGGAGGCGACUCAAAUCACUCAUCGUCCGAAAUCAUCAUCAUCCAUAAUCAACGCGACGCAGCACCUAAUAUCUCACUCAACUGCCACAAUGAAAUCUGGAGAGGAGAAUUGUACUUGGCAGCCGCCUUUGCAAUGUGUCUACAAUCUGCCGUUCUGCUGUACUCUGGUUUUGUCGCAUAUCGCCUCAACUUUCUCAAGGAAGGUUCUUCCAUUGCGAGAUAUGCCUUUCCCUGUACCGCUGUCGGGAUGCUGGUAUUGGUAUCAGGUUUACUGAUAUGCUCACAUGUUGUCGAGAGUAGCACCGAAGAGGACAGAUACCGCCCAAUGCAGGGAAGGGCAGCGCGACUGGUAUGGCUGCAGCAACCCAAGACGGUCAGUGACCAGAUUUUCGACUCGCAUGCCAUAUUUCCAAGGCAUGAGCGGUCUGAAAUCACGACGUCAAGUCGAAAGGUCAAGGUGAAACUGAAGUCGAGUCGAGCAACCCAUGGCUCCAUCAACCAAGAAAGAGAGAGUAAUGCACGCGAAAAAGACCAUGACCUAGGUACAGUUUUGGAGACAAAGGCACUUUUCGGCGCAAUUGCUAGUCUUUGUGGGUUCAUCGUACAAUUCGUCGGUCUGCGUGGGAUGCACUGGUCAGUGUCUGUUGCUCAACUCGGCGCAAUUCUCAUCAUGACGGCCGUGAGAGCUCUAAUCCGCCGUGGCCUUGCGCAGCCUCCAGAUGAUAGGCUUCUUGCAGCUGGAUUCGAGCUCGAGUGGCUUUCCUUGACAUUAUUGGACUCGGAAAUGGCCUGGUGGCCAUUCUCCGGAUUUGAUGUGUUGCAAGAGAAAAUCCUCAUGGGCUGGUGGCCAACGACAGGUGGAAGUCGAUACAUGUACUCACCUUUGCGAGAGAUGACGGUCCAGAAGAGUCCCGAGUCCAAGGCCCAUCGAGCGAUGAUAGUCCGGAAAGAUCUUGGCAAUUUGGCCUGCUGGCCCGCAGUUGCGGCAGUGGAAGCUGCGGCUCUUGCACGAGCAAUCAAGAUCACAAUGGACACCCUGCUUGGCUCUUCCAGAACCAAUGAAUGGAUAUGGCCCAUGCGAACACACUAUCCUGAAACGGAUAGUGAGUCAACGGUGCAUUUCAGGUUGCGGUGCGGAGACACAGGAAGCUUGGCAUCAAUGACCAGCGAGCUUGAAGCUGCACUUUCGUUGUGGCUCUUCUCUGUCAACUACUACGAGAUGAAGCAAGAAUCAAGCACGAGGCACAGCCAAACGCCGGUAAUGUCUCGUCGAGCCAAGAUGCCUCUGAAAAACUCUAGCCUCCGACUCUUGGGGGAACAUAGGAGGGGUCUGCAUCGAGAUCUCGGCUGGUGGAUGCCCGAUGAUGCAACGAGGAUCCUCAAGGUUCAAAAAUGUGAUCGAUCUAAAGAAACUGUAACCGAAGACACCCAGAGACUACUUGAUGUGCAAGAUCACCGAAUCGUUGGGUGCGGUUCCCUGCCACGUGUCGGACUGCUAUCUUUCAACACCCGCUUUCAGAGCUCACCACUACCGAAAUCUCAUGCAGAUGUCCUUCCGGAUGAGCCGAUUUUCACCCUUCCCGAUUCCUGCCUAGCUGUGGAGUCUUUUGUUCCUCUCCAGCUACUCUACGCCCAAGACAUGUUUGCAUCUUUCAUGCGGUCUUUGGCCAAAGCAAUGCAAAGUCCUAUUCCCGACGGGUCUGAUAUUUUUUACGACAGCCAGAGCAGCAGCAUGAAUUGGGACUCAUUUAAGCUACGUAACGACAGGCUGACAAGGCUUAUCCAGGAGAUUUCAAACACUGGGCUUGGCAGUGUAGAUGAGAUCUCCGUCAGCCUGAUACCGGCUCUGAGCGCCGAGCACAAGCUUCCAGACCCCAGCGCCAUCGUCGAACUGGCCCACAAGCAUGCUAAGCGUUACCACGUGCAGCAAGAGUGGGAAAAGGCAUGUAAACCAUACCUCUGGUUAUCUGAUAUCUCACGAAGCUUCCCCAAAGAUAGUGUAUUCAGUGUGAGAAGCAUCGCUGUCUUGCUAGAAUGCGUAAGGAUCAUGACGCAGGCACUUGAGAUGAGGUGCCACAUGGAUGACGAUGAAGUGUCCAACCCUUUGGACAAGGCGAAAAACAACAUUGAAUUCCAGAUCAAACUAUGGCUCGAAUCUAACGACAGUCUCACCGGCCGGACCAUUUUGUCACAUCUCAUGACACUAUACAACGAGCAAGGGCGGAAAUGGAUAUGGGACUCCUGGGAGACUAGUCAAGAUCCCACAACGAUACCAAACACAACCACAGAUUACCCUCAUACAUUCGGGUUUGGUCGGUUGCAUCGGUUAUGUCAGGAAGGCCGACGAUUGACCAACGAAAGAGUAAUGGCAGCGCUGAAUCCAGGGCAGAGCGUUAAACAGCCGGACGUAUUGAACUGGACGCCACUCCACUACAUCGCAGUCAAUGGAAGUGCUGGAUCUGUCGAGCUGCUGCUUGAGCUGGACGCUGAUGUCAAUUGCCGAGAUCUUGUGGACUGGACACCGUUACACUAUGCUUGUCAGCGUGGAAACAGGUCGACGAUGCGCAGUCUUCUUCGGGCUGGUGCAGAUGUGCACCUCCGUGGCAUAGACGGAGUGAGCUCUUUGCAGUGUGCGGCCAUGGGUGGUCACGCCGAUGUAGCCGAGUUUCUCAUCAAGGCUGGAGCAGCUCUUGAUGUUCUGGAUAACGCUGGGAACACAUGGCUGCAUUGGGCCGCAUACAAUGGGCACGACAAGUUUAUUGAAGACAUGAAACCCAGUUUGCAGGCCCUCGAAACGAACGGAACCAAGAUCAACGUGGAGAAUCACACAAAAAAGAAACCCCUAGAUCUUGCAUUCGAACGUGGACAUGAAGCUGUCAUACAGCUGCUCAAGGAUAUGGAUCGACAGGCGCGGGUGGGGGGAGAAGGAUGCUCUGCCGGAGGUAGUGAUUAG
Fusarium keratoplasticum is the source of this 3513-nucleotide messenger RNA. RefSeq lists its product as uncharacterized. Gene Ontology annotation, molecular function: protein binding. The transcript is spliced from 3 exons. The record is from RefSeq and is a predicted model, not a curated record. The coding region runs from base 1 to 3513 and encodes 1170 amino acids. NCBI's taxonomy places the organism in Eukaryota, Fungi, Ascomycota, Sordariomycetes, Hypocreales, Nectriaceae.